Molecule: messenger RNA, 729 nt
Organism: Carlito syrichta (Philippine tarsier)
Lineage: Eukaryota; Metazoa; Chordata; Mammalia; Primates; Tarsiidae
Gene: CD48
Product: CD48 molecule
Exons: 4
Coding region: 1-729 (242 amino acids)
Source: RefSeq, a predicted model, not a curated record
AUGUGUUCCAGAGGAUGGGAGCGGCGUCUGGUUCGGGAACUGCUACCGUUGCCUCUGUUACUCCUGGUGAUCAGCGUUCAAGGUCAUCUGGAACAAAAGUUGAUCGUGGUCACCAAUGGCAACGUGACUCUGCCAGUCUUCAAGGGACUGCCUAAUGACUACAUACGUCUAACCUGGUUUUACACUGACAGCCAGAAGAUUGUAGAAUAUGAGUCCAACAGCACUAAGUACUUUGAUUCUAAAUUUAAAAGCAGGGUGAAACUUGAUCAAAGUGGUGCCCUGCACAUCUAUUAUGUCCAGAAGGAGGACAGCAGCACCUACCGCUUAAUUGUGAAGAUGAGGGACAGACAAGAGGAGAAGUCGAAGGUCUCACUGGAAGUGCUUGACCCCGUACCCAAGCCUAAUAUGACAACUGAGAAGACGGAGGAAGGAAACCACUGUUUUCUGAAACUGUCGUGCGUGACACCCGAGCAGUCUGUGAACUACACUUGGUACGGGGACUCGGGGCCCUUCCCGCAGGCGCUGCAGGGCAGUGUGCUUCACCUCACCGUCACGCCGCAGAAUUACUCCACGUUCUACACUUGCCAGGUCAGCAAUCCCGUGAGCAGCGAGAAUGACACGGUCUACUUCACGCUACCUUGUACCCUGGCCCGAUCCACUGGAGCAGACUGGAUUGCAAGUUGGUUAUUGGCGAUGGUGCCCACCAUUGCUGGCCUCCUGCUUGUCUGA